AGUUGCUGUGAAAAGUAACAAAGUCGGUUGCUACCUAGUUGCAUGUUGCCAAGUAACACUAAACAGUUUUUACUUGUCUUCCAAAUGGCAAGUCUGUUGAACUUAGCAGUGUUGUUUCAUCUGAUUUCGAUAUGUCUCGGAAUAAUAAGAAUUGGCUGGGAAGAAUUCAUCAAGCAUGAAUUGCGAACAACGAAAAAAAAGUUGCGGUUAUUAGAAAAUGAUGGAAUGCUGAUUAUGUUGCAACUAAUCAGCUUUCACAAUCUGACUGUUCAAAUUUUUGGAAUGCUUCGUGCGAAGCGCACCUUCGUGUCUCCGUUCAGCAACGCUAUUAGCUUCUCUUCAAAAUGUUGGCUGUUUCUUGCAAUCGAAGCUUUAGUGUUUGAUAUAUUAAAGCUUUUGCUAAGUUUACAAUUGAGUCAGGGCUUAACUCUAGAGACAGAAGGUGUAUUAAUUAACGGUAUAGAAAUGUACAAUAUUGAUAUUUACUGGAACAUAUUUUGGAACCAAAUUCAAUUUUCAAACUCAUGCUGUGGAGUGUCUUUUUACAAAGAUUGGAGAAACAUAAUAUGGAGAAAUUUAGAUCAAGAGCGUAUUUAUACCCAGCUAGUCAAAAACAACAAAACAAUAGUUCCAUCAAGCUGCUGCCAAUCUCAGGCUUUGUGCAAUAUUGUAGCUGUAAAGAUCGAAUACGAUGGAAGUUUUGUUGAUAUAUCUGAUUUUGAAACCGUCAAUGUGUUUCAAAAUGGAUGUUUAUCGUCAUUUAUUCAAAAUGCCACCGACAGAAUAGAAAUUGCUUGUUACAAUAAUUGUUCACCGCAUUAUGUUCUUGAAAAAUCGGGAAUACUUGUAAAAGCAGAAUAUACAACUAGUAGGCAGUUCAUGAGCAUGUGGAGAAUGGUGUUUAAUGAAUUCGUUCAAAACAAUUAUUUGUAUUUGUUGAACUUUUUAUUUUGUUUAUUAGACAUUGUAAACAUAAAAAUCAAAUUAUACAUAUAAUGGUAA
Culex pipiens pallens (northern house mosquito) is the source of this 1002-nucleotide messenger RNA. RefSeq lists its product as uncharacterized. Gene Ontology annotation, cellular component: membrane. The transcript has 3 exons. The record is from RefSeq and is a predicted model, not a curated record. Bases 43 to 996 code for a protein of 317 amino acids. Lineage: Eukaryota; Metazoa; Arthropoda; Insecta; Diptera; Culicidae.